AUGGCUUCCUUCGCAUUUUCCGCUGGUGUUGGUCGCUACAUUUCACCAUCAAAUGCAAUGGUUUCUGUUAACUGUGAGAACAGAAGUGAAGGGUUUUCAUUAGGCGAGGGUAUUUUUGCAAGAAAACGUGACCCUCGAUACUCGGUGAUCACGAAAGUUGCAACCCAAGCACCAACUAUGGUUCCAUCACUGGAGAAGGAACUUGCUAUUGACCGGAAUCAUGUUGCAUGGACAAGUGUCCGGCAAGAGAGGUGGGAAGGAGAGCUUGCUGUUCAAGGAGAAAUUCCAUUGUGGUUGAGUGGAACGUAUCUUAGAAAUGGUCCAGGCCUGUGGCACAUAGAGAACUACAACUUCCGACACCUUUUCGAUGGCUAUGCCAUGUUAGUCGGACUCCACUUUGAAAAUGGUCGAUUGAUCGCUGGCCACCGCCAAAUCCAAUCAGAGGCUUAUAAGGCUGCAAAGAAGAACAAUAAAUUAUGUUACCGUGAAUUUUCUGAGGUUCCAAAGCCUGACAAUUUCCUAGCCUACGUAGGGGAACUAGCUAACCUCUUCUCCGGGGUAUCACUGACCGAUAACGCCAACACUGGCGUGGUCCGGCUUGGCGAUGGCCGUGUUGUUUGCUUAACAGAAACACAAAAAGGGUCAAUAGUUGUUGAUCCAGACACACUGGAGACAUUAGGAAAAUUCCAAUAUAGUGAUUCACUGGGAGGUCUAAUACAUUCGGCACAUCCAAUAGUGACAGACACUGAGUUCUUAACUUUGUUGCCUGAUUUGUUGAAGCCUGGAUACUUGGUGGUGAGGAUGGAGCCUGGAAGCAACGAAAGGAAAGUGAUCGGACGGGUGGAUUGUCGUGGAGGACCUGCUCCAGGGUGGGUCCACUCGUUUCCGGUUACUGAACAUUAUGUGGUAGUGCCAGAAAUGCCUUUGAGAUACUGUGCACAAAAUUUGCUCAGAGCUGAGCCCACACCAUUGUACAAGUUUGAGUGGCACCCCGAUUCCAAAGGGUUCAUGCAUGUUAUGUGUAAAGCUAGUGGCAAGAUUGUGGCAAGCGUGGAAGUGCCUCUAUAUGUAACCUUCCAUUUCAUCAAUGCUUAUGAAGAGAAAGACGAAGAUGGGAGGGUGACUGCCGUCAUAGCCGAUUGUUGUGAGCAUAAUGCGGACACAAGUAUUUUAGAGAAGCUUAAACUGCAAAAUCUUCGGUCUUCCAUGGGUGAAGAUGUCCUACCAGAUGCUAGGGUCGGGAGGUUCGUAAUUCCUUUAGAUGGGAGUCCGUAUGGGAAGUUGGAGGCAGCAUUGGACCCAGAAGAGCAUGGGAAAGGAAUGGACAUGUGCAGCAUUAACCCUGCAUAUUUGGGCAAAAAAUACAGAUAUGCUUAUGCUUGUGGAGCAGAACGUCCUUGUAACUUCCCCAACACCCUCACUAAGAUUGACUUGUUCGAUAAGAAGGCAAAGAAUUGGUAUGAAGAGGGUGCUGUACCCUCGGAACCAUUUUUUGUAGCUCGCCCAGGUGCUACAGAAGAGGAUGAUGGUGUGGUGAUCUCCAUGGUUAGUGAGAAAAAUGGAGAUGGGUAUGCACUGUUAUUAGACGGAUCCACAUUUGAAGAGAUUGCAAGAGCAAAGUUUCCUUACGGUCUACCGUAUGGAUUACAUGGAUGCUGGGUGCCAAAGAAGUAA
Dovyalis caffra is the source of this 1674-nucleotide messenger RNA. The record is from the annotation of a GenBank genome assembly. Lineage: Eukaryota; Viridiplantae; Streptophyta; Magnoliopsida; Malpighiales; Salicaceae.